Portunus trituberculatus (swimming crab) is the source of this 8110-nucleotide messenger RNA. RefSeq names its product RNA-binding protein 26-like (gene swm). The transcript is spliced from 18 exons. NCBI's taxonomy places the organism in Eukaryota, Metazoa, Arthropoda, Malacostraca, Decapoda, Portunidae. Gene Ontology annotation, biological process: mRNA processing. Gene Ontology annotation, cellular component: nucleus. The record is from RefSeq and is a predicted model, not a curated record. Gene Ontology annotation, molecular function: metal ion binding; RNA binding. Bases 531 to 3977 code for a protein of 1148 amino acids.
AAGGCUGACGGCAUUUGUUAUAUCACGUGACCAGUCAUCUGUUGUCGUCAGCUAGUAGACUUUCCCCGUGAAAGUGUUAUCCCUGUGGCCAAGCCGGUGAAGUAAGCAUGAAGUAGUGGACGGUGGAGGGAGGUAAACAGACAGAAAGCUGAUGUUCUGGUGAGCAAGACCCCGCUGUCUGUCGCUGCCCCGCCACCUCACCACCUCGGCUCGGUCCCGUCCUGUUGCCCAAGCUGGAGAACUCAAGCCAGCCAGCAUUCCUGAGCUCCGCGACGCCUAAUUGACCAGUGGAUCACGCUUGAACUGACGUAUGUAAGGAGGAGGCGGAGAGAUAGAGAGACAGAUUCUACUGCGGCUUCCCGUGUUGCCGCGUGGCCACCUUGUGUGCCGCCCCCAGUGCCAUCCCCGCCUCCCGCUGUGCCACACUCCAAACUGAUCGCCUGGCAAUUGAAUAGACAUUUAUUGCCUUAAGUGAAGACGCCUACCUCAAGUUGUAAUAGGCGUAAAGUGGCCCCAGUAGUUCCCCCACCAUGAUUGUGGAGAGUCCAGACCUCCUGAAGCAGUGGCUCACCGGAUACCUGGCCCCGCUAUGUGAUGCUGAUCCAGAAGCCCUGGCCAAAUAUUGUCUUGCUCUAGUGAGGAAGGAUCGGCCUGUGUCAGAGUUGAAGGCCAGCAUGGUGGAACAACUUGAUGUGUUUCUGCAGUCAAAUACAAAGCCAUUUGUGGAUAAGUUCCUUCAAGUUACUACAAGCCGCUCUUAUAUACCAAAGCGUCUGGCACCUUCUGCCUCAUCAUCAUCAUCCUCAUCCUCUACUUCGUUUAACUUGGACUCCACAUCUGACACUGGCAUUCCACCCCUACCCCCAACUCCCAGUAAACAGUCCUCUGGCCACUCUCCAGACUCCACCACUCCUCCUAACAAUGUUCCCCAACCACCAGUACCUUCAUCCACAUCCACCCCACUCCCCACUCCUCCACUGCCACCACCAACUUCAACCACUGCCCCUCCACCUCCACCACCCCCUGAGGCUGUACCACCACCACCACCUCCAGCUUCUGUCAUUAUUCGAAAAGAGGAAGUGACUUCAUCCCAGCGUCUUCGGAAGCCUGAUACAAACUCAGCUUUAGAGAUAGCAAAGCAUAAAGAGCAAGACAGAAAGGAAAACUUGGACCGAGACAGGGAUGACAGAAGGGGAAGAAGGAGGUCCCCCUCAAGGAUGAGAUCUCGUUCAAGGUCCCGCUCAGGUUCAAGAAGUAGGGAUCGCUCUCGAAGGUCGCGAUCAAGGGGCCGUAAUGGGCGAAGCAAGUAUGAUGACAGGAGGAGGAGAUCACCUUUAUCCAAAAGGUAUAGGAGGUCACGCACUCGCUCACGUACGAGGAGUCCCAGGAGGUCCAGAAGUCCUCGUCGUUCCAGGUCUAGGGAGAGGAAGUCCAGAUCAAGGAAUAGGUCACGAUCUCCCAGCCCAAGGUCACGACCUCUGGUGCGUGGGAGGUCACCAGCCAUCCUGCCCAGAUCUCCAAGCCCAUCCAGAAAUAAGUCACUUCCCAGAGAUGAACCUAGAGAGAGUCCUCCAAAGACUUCACCUGUGGCUGAUGUGAAGAUAGAGCCGAGGAGUGACUCAAGUGCCAUGAUCCAGAGUGUAGUAGCCAAGCAUGCAGAGUUUCCUCUUCCUCCAACCACAAAGAAGCAGAGGUGUCGGGACUAUGAUGAGAAAGGAUAUUGCAUGCGAGGAGACAUGUGCUCCUUUGACCACGGCUCUGACCCUGUUGUGUUGGAGGGCAUCAGUGGCAUGCUGGAUUACCCUCCUCCUCCAGUGCCUCCUGGACCUCCAGGUGCCCCAGGGUACACCCCAGCACCUGCCCCAACUCAGGGAGUCCCACGCCCCAGACCACCUCUUCCAAGACCUCCACACUUUGCUGAAUACACACCAAGAGACCCAAGCAUGUGGGGCAGUCAACCUGAUCCUGUUCCUGGCACUUAUUAUGGAAGUGGACCAGACCGAGGGCCAGGCAGCCUCACUCACAGGUUCUCCACACCGCCGCCUCCUCUGCCGCCAAACACCCCCAGGGAGCUCAUCAGUGUGCCAGUUAACAAUGGGAAUCACAUCAUGGGUGGUGGUGGAGUUGGACCAUCCCUUGCCAGGCGCUUGGGGCCGGUGGUGUCAGCUGGUGGACACGGCCUGUCAGUGGCAGGCAAGGGUGUACGGCAAGAUCUAGAGAGCUGCACCCUAGAGCUGCGAAAGAUUCCUCCUGGCCUUAAUACAAUUGCCCAUCUGAAUGAUCAUUUUUCCAAGUUUGGCACUGUUGUAAACAUACAGGUCCACCAUGAGGGCAACCCUGAGAAUGCCCUGGUGACCUUCAAUAGCCACUCUGAAGCCAAUGCAGCGUAUCGGAGCACAGAGGCUGUCCUGAAUAACCGUUUCAUCAAGCUCUUCUGGCACAAUCCACAGAAUAAAAGUGACCGAACAGUCUCAUACAGCACCCAACCAAUGCGUCCUGUGCAUGACAGGCUGGGUGUCCGUCACCCAAACAAAACUCUGAACAAGACUGUAGUGGAGACCCCUGGUGAUGACAAGAAUGAGAAGGUCAUGAUGUCACGUGGCAGCCUAGUCAAGACAGUUUACAAUACCCAGGCCCUUCAAUCUGCUGCUGCUGUAUCUGCCAUAAAUACCCCAAGUUACCCAGCAGCAGCAGCAGGAACAACAGCAGCAGUAACAACAGCAGCAGUGGGAGUGGCAGGCAGUACAGCAGGAGCAGGGGCCCCACCUUCCCCUGGGUGUGGGCCACACUCCCUGCCAGCUGCUGCCCCUGGAGCUGUCACUCCCACCUCACCCCUGGGGGCACCUCCCUCUGUACCAGCUGUUGCUCCAGAAUUUUCACACACUGCCACCUCGCCCUCUGAUACUAAGAGACAGGAAAUAGAUGCCAUUAUGAAGCAGCGAGAACUUUUGGCUGCCGAGGUUGCUGCUAAGCACAAAGUUGAGAAACAAAAGGCUGAUGCAAUGAAGCUCAAAUCAGAAGUUGAACAGAGGAAGAAACAAUUGUUGGAUAAACAAAUGCAACAACUAAAGGUUCUUUUGAAAAAAGCAGAGACCAACAAGGCAACUAUGAAAGCUGAUGAGAAGAAACAGCUGUUAGAAACUAUCAAGUCCCUUCAAGGUGCUAUUGACUCUACACGGUCUGAACUGUCCAAUGUGGAGACACCCAAGAGCAAGGCACAGCUAGAUAAGGAAAUCCUUGACACAGAGCUGGAACUCUAUGCUGUCCAGGCAGAGAGCGGAGAUGCCAGCAAGCUGAGGAUGAGGCUGACCCAGCUGCGGGCACAGCAGCAGGCAGCAGGCUAUCCUCCUAGCCGCCCAUACAGGCAUAGCCCGUACAAUACAAGAGGUGGCCCCUAUGGAAGUGGUCGGGGCCGAGGGGCCGGCCGGGGUGGAGUGAGGGGCCGUGGUCGGACUGGGCGAGGCUAUAGUCACUCUUUUGCUUCUGUUGAUCGUCGCACAACAAAAAUCAAUGCUUCAGGAUUUGAGAGGGAGGACAAGGAUGAAGUUUUGGCUCAUUUUGCUACUCUGGGGAAAAUUACAAACUAUGUGUGGGAUGGACAAACACCAGCCAUCACCAUCCAGUACUCCACACGGCGGGAGGCAGAGAAAGCAAUGAACGAAGGACGCACGCUGGGCGAUCGCCUCCUCACCCUCACCUGGGCCUUUGAUGCUGCACUGCCCCUCACCUCCCAGACCCCAGCCACUGCCCCAACACCCUCACCCUCACAGCAGCCACAGUUGUCACCACACUCCUAUGCCAAUGUGACACCACAUUCCACCACCACACUCCUUUCACCGGACGAGACACUGGAGGAGAUAACUGAAGAAAUUGUGGAGGAGGUGGAAACAGAAGAAGGAGAUCAUGCAGUAUUGUUUGAAGAGGAAGAGGAAGAAGUGGAGGAGGAGGAAGAGGAAGUAAGGUCUUGGAGGAGGUAGAUAUGAGUAAGCUGGUGGUAAUUUGUACCCUAAGUCAAUGUGGUGAUUAUCAGAAGCCUACAUGAUUUGUGUGAAAAAAUGCUUCUCAAUGCGCUUUAGUCAUUUAACUUUAUAUGACAUGGAAGGUGUUGGUUUAUAUAUAAGAAACUUUAGGAAUGUGUUAGCACUAAGAUAAUUUGUUUGUCACUACCGUACGUUUCUACUGCCAGUGGGGCAACAGUUGAGUCAACAAUAGUAGGUUGUUGGAUGCUGCCAUUGAAUAUUAAUAAGCUGGUACUGACUGAAAAGUAAAUACACAUUCACAGAUUUAUUCAGAUUCUAAGUGUUUAGGUUUUAUCACAUUGUAUUUAGGAGUCAUGAACUUUUGAGAUAACUAUGUGCUCAGAUGAGGAUCAUUGUAGAUCAUUGUAGAGCACUGUGCACAGGAGUGGGUUAAGAGACUUACAAGUUAAUUAUCUCAUCAGAAGUUCAGAAUGAGAAGUUACAUUAUCUUCUUCAAAAGUUCAGAAUGAAAAGGUACAUUAUUGUUUGACAAGUUCAAAGCAAGAGGUUUGGUGUCCUUGUAGAAGUUCAGAAUUAGAGGUUGAUUAAUCUGAAAAGUUCAGAAGAUGGUCUUCAUCCUCUUGAAACUUUGGAAUGAGAUAUUGCAGAUAUCAGUUAGUUCUUGUCUCCCUUUUUUAUUUAUUUAUUUAUUUAUUUGAAUAUAUAUUUCUUUUUAUUUCCCUCAUACUUUCAUAUCACAUUUUUCAUCAUAAGUGGAGGAAGGAAUGCAUGCUUAUGGGCAUUAAUAUCAGUUGAUUAUUAAUUUAUAGCACUACAACAAGACCAGCAUAUUCAAGGAAAUUACAAAUUAGAUUGAUCCAUUGGUUACAGUUCAAAAGUACACAAAACAUAAUCUACUGUGGAUGUCUAAAUGUUGUGUUUGGUGUACAUCUGAGGGAAUGUGUUGGGAAGCUAUUGAAGGCUAUUGAGUAUAUGGAGGUGGUGUUUAAUAUGGCUAUGUUAAAUUGAUGGAAGUAUUUUUCAAUGUAAUUGGUUCCAUUAGCUCAUUGUGUAAGUUUUGAGUAACUCUACAUGAUACUGGCUGCUAUUGAGAGUUUGAAAGGUACUAACGUAACAGUACACCUCAUGAAGUGAUAUUUAUCUUAGGACUGUUCUUUAACUUUCUCCAUCUUACCUUGACUAAUUUUAACUGGCUCGGGUGGAAGUGAUUGGAGUUUUCAAUAGGAUCUUGACAAUGAUUUUGCAUCACAAAUGAUGCAUGAGAACCAGACCAUUAUUUUCUGUAUCCUUUGAAAAACUAUCCUGAGAGAGCUGAGUGUUUCAGAAUACAGUAUGUCUUAAUGUUUUACUGUUCAAACUAAAUCUUAUACCAUGAAUUCACUUAAUUUAAAGACUGAACUAAGAAUAAUUAAUGCAUGUCUUGUUUUGGAUUUUGCAUUAUCUUCAUUUCUUUUUAUGUUGAAAGAAAUGUCAGGGACUAAUAUUUUGUAUCACUUUCUGAAUGGUGAUUUAGAUAAUAAGGAUCCAGUGAUUUGUGAGAAUAGCAUAACUUUCUCCUUUAAAUGCUUCAAUUGACCUGUGAACAUGCACACAUCUCAUGCCUUUACUUACUAGCUCUUAUCGAGAUGUGUUACGUUGCAUAAGAAGUAUUUAAGUACAGUUGUCCUAAAUAGUGAUGUUACAUUUUAGAUAGAAACAAUUUAUAAACAACUACUUCAUCACAUCCUCAGAUCUUUGUCUUUGCAGAGGUCUUGAUAAAAGACUCAACUGGUUUUGCAAUUUGCAGGACAGCUGGUAUGGUAAUUUGCAGGACCUCUAAACAUGACUAUUUAGGCAGCUGUACAUCCUAUCAAGCAUUGAAUCUUUAUUGGACAUUCUAAAUUUGUAAAUUUGUCACAUGUAUUUGGAAGUAAGAGAUGCACGUUGUUAAGGGUAGUGGAAAUGAAGAAUUUUAUUGAAUGUGAUCUGAUAACUUCUAGAAAUUAUGGCUUGAAUAUAUAAUAUGUAAAUUUGUGAUCUUAGCUACAGCUGUUUAUUUUUUGCUAUUUAUAAUGCACUUUGAUAUUUCCCUGGCUGUUGUGUGCUUUGUUAAUUUUUUUUUGGUUUGUACUUCGGGUAAAUCUUUGGCAUAUUUUGAAAAAUUACCAUCAGUUCCUCAUUGUUUGAAUCAUGUUGAUGGUUGUUUAUGGUCACUGUGUUAUCUAAUAUUUAUAUUUAUUUAUUUAUUUUUUAUUUUUUUUAUGCAUAUUAUAUGAAAGUGAAGGACAUGAAAAUAUUGUACCCUGAAUAUUUUUUUUACUUUAAAGGCCAUUAACUGCUCUUGGUUACAUAUAUGCAAAACUUGUUUCUCCUUUUUUCCAGGGGCCAGUUAGAAAUAUUCCUUUGAUGAUCCAUGUUGUUACUUCUAUAAACAAACUGCCUGGCUUUGUUCAGUGAUCUUGGAAUUUUUGUACAGAUAAUUCCUUCAUUGUCAUGGACCACCUUGCUUUGCUGCUUUUUGAUGUUCAUGAUUUGGGUGACAUCAAAUUUUUCUCAACCUUUCUGUCUUUAAUACAAACACUAUAAUUCUGUAAAAGAAUUUAUUUAUCUGUAUGACCUGAAAAGGAGAAAAUGACUUCAUUUUUUUUAUGGUGAUGCUAUUUCCAUGCUAUGCUGCUGGUGUGUUAUGCAGUGGCAGGGCAGUAAUUGUUUUAGUUUGAUUAAUAACAGGUCAGAUGUGUUACCUUGAUUGUCCUAUCUCUACAUUUUACAACUUAACUCUGAGCUCUUUAGAAAGAACUGAUAUCAUUUGCAAUAUUUUAAGAAGAUAAACCAUCAGAAAUCUUCCUGUAUGUUUAGAUUAUUUUUACAAUAUUCUUAAAGGCAUAGAGUUAAAUUUUUUUUUAUCAAUUGCAACAUGUUUGUGCAGAAUAAUUGACCUGUCCCAUCCUCCUAAAUUCACAGCUCCUCAUUUGAUAUAGGAUUGUAAUUUUCACUUUUAGCAUUAUACAUUGAUUUGUAUUGUUGAUCAUUUUGCCUUCCAUCAUUGAGUCUGAAUAGUUGUGUACUGUUUCCUUGACAAUGUAAGAGAUAAGUGAAGUGUUUAUUAGUACUUAAGAGAUAUUUUAUAGUUGCCCCAUUAAGCUGGAGGUGCUGUAGGCUGUAUGGAUGAGCUACCUAUGUAAAAACUUAGUAGUUGUGGAUGUUAACAGAGUGGUUUUUUGUGAUAUGGAAUGGAACUAUUUAGCUGCCACAGUGUUAUGAAACUGGUGAUAUUACAAUAAGGAUCUAUAUCUUUUUCUAAUAUAUCAGUAGCAUUGGUUGAUUGGAGGCUUGUAAAUUUGAAAUUAUCAUUAUGGCAAGCAAGUACAGCAAACCAUUAAUAUAGUGAGGUAAUGGUGGGGAAGACCUGGUCACUAUUUAUGUUGGGUGUCACAGUGAGGCCCUUUAGCGAACCCAGGUUGUUAUAUAAGGCUAAUCAUUCUGUAAUAAAUAUCAAAAUAUCGUAAGUUAAAAUGGUGUAAGUGUGGAAAGACCACCAAUGCAUGCCCAAAAAACUUCUCUACCUUUCUGCCAUACUCAACAGAUGUCUGCCACAUAUAACAACCUCAAAGUGGGUAAGCCUUGAAGUGCUUUCUGUGUUUGCCAUUGCUGUACCGAGGUCUCACGUGGAGGGUUUACUGUCGGCUCACACCAGCGGUUCCAUUCUGUACAAUGUGUUGAGGUAGGAAGACUAUACAGGAUGUAGCAGUGGAAAGUUGUUGCUCAUGUUUACUUGUCAUUACUGUUGCGUACAAGUUAGAAGACCUUUCCUUUUGUCAAGUUUGUCUAGUGUAGAAAUGUAGUUAAGGUACAAUAAUUCUAAUGUAUUUCUUGAAGCAUGUAAUGAUUGAGAAAUGUCCAUUGAGAUGUUAUACUGCUGUACACACUUGUAUAUAAAUGCUUGUUUGUAUGACUGACUUAAAAAAAAAAAAAGAUAGAGAAAAAAGAUACUGUGGACCAAUAAAGACAAGAAAAAUGUGCAUGCAAAAAAUAUAUUUUUAAAGCAUGCUAAAUAAAGGUCCCUAAAAAAUGUGAUAUGGUUCAUUUGUGAUGCAUUGCAUAUAAAAAAAAAAGAUGAACCAAAAAAUUAUUAAAAAAAAGAAUUAAUA